Messenger RNA from Oreochromis niloticus (Nile tilapia), 1125 nucleotides. RefSeq names its product CD63 antigen. Lineage: Eukaryota; Metazoa; Chordata; Actinopteri; Cichliformes; Cichlidae. The record is from RefSeq and is a predicted model, not a curated record. The transcript has 7 exons. Gene Ontology annotation, cellular component: plasma membrane. Bases 205 to 924 code for a protein of 239 amino acids.
UAUGCAAAGACAGGCUUGAUGCAUUCAAAAGAUACCUACAUCAACUUGAAAGCUAUCGGACUGCCGGUUCAUUUCCAUAGGGUCAUAUGACACACUCGCCACUGAAUUGCACUCUAUUCACCCUGACUCGACUUGUAUUUGGAUUGAGGGAAGUCUGCAACCUUCUGGAUUCACUUAUUUAUUAUUUGCUCAGACCACCUCAAAAUGUGCGGUUUCUUCAGCAUCAAGUGUUGCUUCAUUUUCUUCAACACGCUCUUCUUGCUGUCUGGGGUUGCCCUCAUCACUAUAGGAGUGCUGCAGUACUCGACGUAUUCAGAUAUCGGCACCUUUGCCGGGAGCAACUUGUCUAAAAUCGCUAUAGUCCUCAUUGCAGUGGGGGUCAUCAUAGCCUUCGUGUCCCUCUUGGGCCACAUUGGUGCAUUCUUUAAUAGUUCAUCUAUGGUUGCUUGUUUCAUCUGCAUCCUGAUAGUGAUCAUCCUCUUGGAGGUCCUCACAGGAGCCGCUUUUUAUAUAUUUCGCAGUAGGGCCGCCCUUCUGCAGAUGGCUAAUGGUGUCAACGCCAAAGCACAGGAAGUGAUUAACGACUACAGCCCUGAGAGGAGACAUGCAAUCGACAAAAUUCAGGAAAAGUUCAAGUGUUGUGGUGCGGACAGCUAUGCCGACUGGUCCCAGAGCACGGGCUGGGGAAAGCACGACGCCGUGCCAGAUUCCUGCUGCGUGGUGAAGAGUGAGGGCUGUGGACAGGACAAGGAGAAGGCACAUAAAAAGGGCUGCCUCUGGGCAAUCGGUGUCUUCCUGUUGAAAAAUCUGGUGUGGGUCGGCGCUGUCUGCAUUGCUCUUGGAGUCACGGAGGUUUUUGGAGUAUUAGUCGGGGUGUGCUUGUGUCUGGACAUUAAGCGAAAGAACUACGAACACAUCAGCUAAUGCAUCAUCACUGCUCUAUUAUGUCUGGAUGCUCGACUGUGUCUAGAUUCUGCAUUUAGAAAAAAAUCUUAUCUACAUACUUGCUAUAAUUGCAGCUGGUAUCUAACAAAUUGAAAUUGAUCUGCUAUAAUGGUGAAAAAAUCUAUUAUAAACUGACAUUCAUGCUUACAAUGCACAUAAUUAAUAAACAUGUGAUUGCUU